Molecule: messenger RNA, 3134 nt
Organism: Aspergillus candidus
Lineage: Eukaryota; Fungi; Ascomycota; Eurotiomycetes; Eurotiales; Aspergillaceae
Product: transcription factor domain-containing protein
Exons: 3
Coding region: 511-3000 (829 amino acids)
Biological process (GO): regulation of DNA-templated transcription; DNA-templated transcription
Molecular function (GO): DNA binding; zinc ion binding; DNA-binding transcription factor activity, RNA polymerase II-specific
Source: RefSeq, a predicted model, not a curated record
UUUAGCCUCGCCGUCUGAUACGAUCUUUAUAGGAUGUUACCCAUUGUGUUGGUAAAUUAGCCCUCCUCCCUCAUCGUCUAUCACGAUACCUCCUAUACCUCUUUCCAUCUCCCCUAUCUUGUCCUCUCCUUCUUCUACUCAAUUUACCCUUCUCCCAAUCCUCACUGAUUCCGUUUGUCUCCCCUGAGAAUCUCCAGGGUGGGUUGACCCCGGCGUGACAUCCCCCACUAGGGUUCAAAACAACUUCAAUCAAGGUCAACACACCCGAUCCCUCUGACUCCACUCAAUUCCCACAUCCCCAACUUUCGACAACGAGUAAACCACCGGUUGCCACCACCGAUCUGCUUCUCCCGAUCAACCCAUCCCCUCUGCGAUCUUUUUUACCCUCCCCAUUCCUGCCCGUCAUCUGACUCCGUCCUCUUCCCCGUCCUCUUCCCCGUCUUCUUUCCCCCCUCCCCAACUUGCCUCUGCAUCAGCAAUCUUUCGCCGGAUGAACUGCUUUGGGUGACCAUGCAACCCCAUUUUUUUCGUCCGUCGACGAGUUCCAGUCAGCCGGGCGUGCCCUAUGAAUUACCCCCCGUGCAGGCGGUGACUUCGUCGCCGAGUGCUUUCCACCCGGGCCCUCCUCCCCCAGCCGCCGCUCUGCUUUCCGCUCCGCCGAGCAGGCCUGACAGCGGUCUGAGGGUGGCCCAGAUUUUACAGCCCGUAGGGCAACCGGUGCCAAACCCCCCCCCUCCCCCGCCAAUCGGCUUCUCUCGCGCCUACGAAUCGAGCGGCUCCCCGGCGGAAGGCCACUCCAUCCUUCCCGAUGCCCCGUUCGGCGCAUCCGCAUCGCCCUCCGCCCUCCACUCCGGUGGCGGAGGACAUCAGAUGCAUCAUCCGCUGCAGCAGAAGCGCGCAUAUCGACAGCGCAGAAAGGACCCCAGCUGCGAUGCAUGCCGCGAGCGCAAAGUCAAGUGCGAUGCCUCCGAGUCCUCCAGCUGUACUGAAUGCACCAAUCGCAAGGUGCGCUGCCAGUUCACCAAGGAGACCAACAGGCGCAUGUCUUCCAUCAAACAAGUGCAAGAUCUGGAGAAGCAGCUCCUCUCGACGAAACAGCAGUUGCAGCAGCUACGCACAGGGAUGCUGAGGUCGGAUAAUAACGGUCUGAUGGAUCUCGGCAUGGACGGUGCCGCAGCACAACCGCAGCUGAAACUCCCCGAACUCGGCCACCGAUCCGCGCGACGGCCCCGCGCGCCCGUCCUGCAGGAUCUCUCCGCCGCGCGCGACAACAUGCGGAACUACGGCAGGGGCAUCUGGAAGGCGCCGACCCCGUACCGAGAACCAGGCCCGGAAUCCCUCCUGACCACCGAUCCGCCCCCGCUACCGUCCAAAGACCUCGCGGAUCGCCUCCUCCGCCAGUACCACGCCUGCGUGCAUGCGGUGCUCCCCGUGGUCCACUGGCCCAGCUUCACGGCCGAGUACGACCAGAUCUACAGCGCGGGUUCGCUGUCCGGGGUACGACGCGAUUGGGCGGCGGUGCUGUUCGCCAUCUUCGCCUGCGGCUCGCUGCACUCGCUGGAGACGGACCGGGAGCACCGCGGCAAGGAGUUCAUCCGCAUCUCGUGCGGCAUCAUCGACGUCUGGCAGGACCACUUCACCCUGGACCGGGCGCGCGCCGCCCUCCUCGCCAGCAUCUUCCUGUAUGAGGCGAACUCCAAGUCCGCGAGCUGGGUGUGGAUUGGGUCGGCGGUCCGCGUAGCGCAGGAGAUCGGCCUACACCUCGACUCGGGCCCCUGGCCCGCCCUCGAGGGCGAGAUGCGCAAACGAGUCUGGUGGGGCAUGUACGCCUGGGACCGACUACUCGCCCUUGAAAUGGGGAAACCAGUCCUAAUCAACGACCAAGACUGCGACGUCGACCUCCCCUGUCCCGUCGACGAGAAGUACAUCUCCGACGGCGGCGGAUGUCCCCCCGACAGCCAGCAAACAACGCCCCUCCUCGCAACCAUCCACGUCGUGCAAUCAAUCGGCCAACUCACGCGCACCCUGCGCAGCUCAACCAUCAGCCCGCGCACGCUCGAGACCUUCGAGCGCCACUUCAAAGCCUGCCUCGCGACCUUCCCCGCGCAAUACCACCCCGAAUCUGACCAGUACUUCGACCCGCGCUGCCUCGCCCCCAUGGUCUACCUCCAAAACGCGCGCUUCAUCCUCCACCGCCACAACAUCUCGCCCUUCUGCGCCCCCGACGUCCGCGCCGCCGCCCUCCACCACUGCGUCUCCACCGCCCAAGACACAGCCCACCUGCUCUCCCGCUGCAUGCUGCAAGCCACACCCCCAGCCAGCCCCGCCAGCGACGACCCCAACCCCGACUGGCGGCCCCUCCUCGCCUCCUCAGCAGGCACAAUGCUCUGCAUCCACAUCUGGCGCAGCAUCCUCGUCCUCCUCUUCCGCCAGGACUACGCAGCGGCCCUCGUCUGCGCGCAAGCCGGCUCCGCCGUCGGCGACGCCCGCGCCGUCAACGCCGCCUGCGGCCGCCACCUCGCUUUCUUCCUCCGCUGCCUUCUCGACCGGCUCCGCCGGUCUGACGUCGACCUCGACCGCGACGAGGAAAUGAUCGCUUACAUGUCGGGCGACAUGCAGGGCAACACCGACGGCAGCUGGAUCUGGCAGGGGUACGAGAAUGGGCCGGGUUCUGCUUCCUCUCCUUCGGUUGUUAAAUUCGAGCCUGGCUCGUCCCCCGUCGAUCACCUCCUUCAUCCCCCACAUGGAAGUCCAGUCGCUGAUGAACCUGCCGGAUGGGACUGGAUCGAGCAGACGGUGGGAUAUCUUUACACGGAGAGGCAGAAACAGCAACAGUUGCAGCAGCAGCAGCAACGAGACGAAUACGAGGCUCAGGCGCGCUCCCCGCCCUAUCUUAGCCCCGGGGCGACGGCAGUGACGGUGACUGCACCGACGGGUGCGUCAGAGUCUGUGCCGUCUAGCUCGUCGCAUUCGCGGAUGACGAUCGCUAGUAUUAUCUAGUGUCGUUAUCGGUCUUUGAAUGGAUGCAUGCAUGGAUGAUGCAUGGAUGAUGGAUAAGAUAGACGAUAUGAGCAUGAGCAUGAGAUACGGGUUACGAUUUUUGGAGCGUUGUUUGUGUAUAUAUUGUAUAUUUG